GCCGGCGCAAGGAGGCCGCGUGGGAAGGCGGGGCGACUCUGGCGGGGCCGAGGCGGGCAGCGAGGCGGCCGCCGAGCCAGGCUGAGAGGGGCCGAAGGAAGGCGACUGCGGCUGACGGCUGGAGGAAGAUGAGUGAGUCUUUGGUGGUUUGUGAUGUUGCUGAAGAUUUAGUGGAAAAGCUGAGAAAGUUUCGUUUUCGCAAAGAAACAAACAAUGCUGCUAUUAUAAUGAAGAUUGACAAGGAUAAACGCCUGGUGGUACUGGAUGAGGAGCUGGAGGGCAUUUCACCAGACGAACUUAAAGAUGAACUACCUGAACGACAACCUCGCUUCAUUGUGUAUAGUUAUAAAUACCAACAUGAUGAUGGAAGAGUUUCAUAUCCUCUGUGUUUUAUUUUCUCCAGUCCUGUUGGAUGUAAGCCUGAACAACAGAUGAUGUAUGCUGGGAGUAAGAAUAAGCUAGUUCAAACAGCUGAACUAACCAAGGUCUUUGAAAUAAGGAAUACUGAAGAUCUAACUGAAGAAUGGUUACGUGAGAAACUUGGAUUUUUCACUAACGUGAACUUCUGUGUUUCUAAAGUGUUUAUGUAUUAACCUGACCAUACUGGAAGCAGACAUAAAUACUUAUUUAUGCCUAAAAAUGCACUGUUACUUACAGCUUGUUUCCUGCAGUAAAGAAAAAUUCUUCAUUUGUGCAAAGUUUGAACAAAGAGGAAAUCAUCUUCAUAGUAAUGAAACUUCGUAAAGUGUUUCCUUAUAUUUGUAAUUGUUAGGUGGACUACUUUUCUCCAGGGACUUUUUGCACUCUUGUGACUAAUUUCUAUAACUUAUGGUUCAGAAUUUGUUACUAUUUACAGACACCAUUGGAAAGUGGGUAUUAGAUUAUGAGAGACAACAGUUGCCUCCUUUUGACAAAUACUGGAUAUUAGCAGUUUAUGUAUGAAAAUAGCAUAUUAUCACUUGUCAUCACUGAAAUUAAUUUGGGGUCAAAGACUCUAGCAGCCUAAUAUUGAGCCAUGAAUAAUUUACUGGAGCGUAUCCCACAUUACAUAUACACUUUUCAUCAAUUCCGUAUCUUUGAUUUCCUGUAUCUUUUUAAUCAAGUUUAGAAAACCAUGUUCAAUCACUCAAUCUUAAAGUCUGGGAAUUAGAUUUUAUGAAAGAAUUAUGACUGUUAGCUUUUCUUCUUAUGGAAAAUACCAUUUUAGCCCUAGAAAUUGGUGGGUUGUAAUAAUGAAGGGCUUCAUUCCUAUUGUGUCAUUUCUAGAUAGUUUUAAUCUAGGUUAAUAACACUUGGCUUAUAAAGCAUUUCUUAAUGUCCAGUGAACACUAAUUAUUUUAAAUGUGUUAAUGCUGUGCCUUUGAUUUGUUAACUUUAGUUAUUUUAAGACUUUUACACUGCCAGUAUUCCAGAUUUUGUGAAAUUAAUACUUUUUUAAAGGGUCCAAGUAAAACAAUUUUCUAAUGUGUGUAUCUGAAAUUUGUAUAAAAUCAAGUUCAUAUUUAAAAAAUUCCAA
Molecule: messenger RNA, 1516 nt
Organism: Carlito syrichta (Philippine tarsier)
Lineage: Eukaryota; Metazoa; Chordata; Mammalia; Primates; Tarsiidae
Gene: GMFB
Product: glia maturation factor beta
Biological process (GO): negative regulation of Arp2/3 complex-mediated actin nucleation; actin filament debranching
Cellular component (GO): actin cortical patch
Molecular function (GO): actin binding; Arp2/3 complex binding
Source: RefSeq, a predicted model, not a curated record